ACAACACGAUAAAUCUCUCGAGUCGAACGGACGUGUCUGGUGCGCGCUCCGCCCGAAGGCUGUUCCGCGUGAAUAUUUCCACCCACCUAUAGCGACGAUCGUACUCCGCGCAUACAUACCGUGCUCGCGUGACAAAAGCGAAAAGUAGUGUCGAAAGUUCGUCGUUUUUUUAUCCCCAUUUCUGUGCCAAUCAAUUAAAUAGCGUUUCUGUGAACUGUGUGAAAGGCACACAGCCGAAAGAGCGAUUUAAAGAAGGUUUGAUUCCCGAAAAAGGCUGUGUGUUUGGCGAUCAACGGAGUUCAACAAAAGCGCCCAAAGAUCAUCGUCUGUUUGAAGAAAGGAAAAAAAUCACACACAAAGCUGUGCUCGAUGGUUAAAGACCGCGAAUGUCUGGAAUGUAGUCUUCGGUAGGGGCAAGGUCCACUUCUUCCGUGUUCGUGAUCGUGUUCUUCGUGAAUGGGCGUACUCCCCGUGCAUAAGUGAAUGUGUGCCGUCGUCGUCGGCCGUGUCUUUGCUCCCCGUGUCCGGUUGCGUGUGCCGCAGCUUCCCAAGCGCUAAGAUCUCUCACCCCGUGGUGAAAACGGCUGCCAUUAACGAUAUAAAAUAGAAGCGUUACAGAAGCGUGAGCAAGUUGUGCUUUGUGUGUGUGUGCGGUGCAAGAAAACGCAACCUUACAUUGCUUUACACGCUGCAGUCAAAGUGUGCCAAGAGCUCGAUCUACACGAUCCCACCGAAAGAGCAACGCAGCGCUGUGUGCAUACAAGUGUAUGUGAGAGAGUGGUUGUGUUUGAUAUAAGAAAUUAUGUGAAAACUUCAUACGUGCCUUACAACAAGUGAAAAUACGUUAGUGACAAGUGAGUCGAAGUACAAAGUGAAAAAUUCUACUGCGUAGCGCUGUGAGAUGUCCCCUUGAGCUGUGCAAGGCAACGCAAGGGUGUGAAUCAGGCCAAACUUCCCAGCUUCCCACCGAACCUAUAACGUUUCGUCCCGAUUUGGCUGUGAGACUCCACUUCCGCCAGUGCGCUCCGUAAACUUCCCAUGCCACCCCGCUGCACCCGUGAAACGAUGACCGUCGGAAGUGUGCAGCACCCGAACGUGUUGCCCCAGUCGGCCGCUGCUUCCGCUGCCCGCGUGACGGCUGCCUACGACUACACGGGCACCGGUUCUGGUGGCGGUGGCAUCAGUGGCAGUGGCAGCCUAACACACGGAGGCGGUAGCAGCCUACGAUCGAGCGGUAUCGGCAGUGGCCGCAUCAGUCCAAACUCACCGUCCACCAACUCUUCCGCCUUCGGUAUGAUGCGCACCCCGGCCAGGCGGUGCCUGUUCGACAGGCCCGACCCAACCGACACCAGGCGCAUAUACGAGGAUCACGAGAAAGCCGAACGGCAGCGCGUCAUCAAACAGUACGGCUUCGAUCCGUACACCGAGCGGGGUCUGACCAGCUCCAAGAGUUCGGCGUCGGCGGGUGGACUGCACCAUCGCCAUCAUCACCAAUGAAGCGAGCGUGCUUGUAAUUGGCUCAAGAAGUCAGCAAUGCACCCACACACACAAAAAAGAAUCAGCAGUGUGCCCGUCCGUCAUCAUCAUCACCAAACGCUCCGCGGCGAAACGCUCCAGUUCCAGUGUAAAAGACGCGCGCGCGCCACCAAAAGAGUGCAAUACCGCCAAACAUCGUGGGCUGUGUAAAAGGAAAAGAAAGCAAGAAACAAAAAAGUUAGACAAAAAAGGGAAAAUGUUUAAAAACUAAAAGAAAUUAUAACAGAAACUGUAGAGAAGAAAGCUGACAAAACAAAAUCAACGGCCGUGCGUGAGAAGUGAAUAGAAGUGGCAGCAGCGAAAGAUUGAAACCCCGGGGGGAAAACCAACAAGCCAUUUUACCAACCUAGACAGAUCACACAUCAUCCGUACUCAUGUUGCAGUAAACAUCAACCAAUAAAUGUACACCCUGGAUGGGCGUUCACCGUGCGCCACGCGCGACCAACUCAACUCCGGUUGGUGUCUUUUUUGUUGGCUUUUCUGUUACUUCGUUGUAAAGAAGUAAUUAAUACCGGUCCUGUUACAAUGAUGCUCGACUUGUUGCCCCAUCCACAUGGUGCUCAAGGUUAGUUUGCGUGAUGUAACUCGAAUGGAGCGCGAUCAUCGUUCGUAAAACGGAUUUUAGCAACCAAUUGAGACGACAUGGAUAACUCACCAAACCCCAGACACCUGCUUGUCCUAUCUGUGCCACAGAUAGCUUGUAGCCCAGGAAAACGAUCAUCAAAGCAGCACCUUUACUGACGAGUGUAUAGAUUAUUGUUGUACUUCAAAGAUGUGGUCAAAUCCAUCCCCUAGGCAGAAAGAAAAGCGAUGACGAACGGUGUGGUACAUGGUAUCUUUAUCGACUGUGUAGUCCAAGAAAGCAUUUUGCAGAAAAUAGCAGUAGUAGUGGCGCAAGAAGAAUUGACAGUACCGUUUCCUUAAGACAAAACAAAAGCAAACGCAAGAAAACAGAGCAAGAGAUGAGGUAAUACAAAGCAUAUAAAAAUGAACGCGAUCUCAUGUGAUAUUUUCUAAGCGAGUGUAUGUGUAUGUAAUGUUUCGUUUUUUUUUUUCGUAUUCUCCCGUUUUUUCCGUGAGAUGUUGUACGUUGGAAUGGUGUGAAUGUUGUAGAUAAAAUGUAGCAAAAAACAAAAACAAAUAAGUUGAAAAAUGUGUUAAUUACCAUUAAAAUGAAUGAAUUUCCCUUCUCGUGUUUAUCCAGUUGAGUUGGAGCCGCUUUGUGGUUUAAGAAGUAAAUGUUUUAUUUGUAUUUUUUCCCAUAAAACAUCACUCCACAUUUUAUCGUUUUUUUUUUAUUUUUACCAAAUCAAUUCAACAUCAGAACGAUCAGAUUAGAGAUACCCUUUAUUAAGUAGACGUGUGAAGAUGGAUGCACUGUUGCACAAACCGUCGUUGUUAGCGUGAUAGUAAUUCUUUCCGAUUAUGUUUCGAACCAUUUGUUUGUUGAUUUUAAAUGCAUUUUCCCCUGUUUCUCGUUUGGUUAAAUGAUUAACUUGCCUCCUUUUCCCAGAGCAUCGGUUUAAUAUAAUUCAAAUGAAGUAUAAUGUUUUUCCUUUUUCAUUUUUUUUUGCUUUACAUCCUGCCCUUGAUUUAUAAUUCUUCGCUCACCGCAACUAGGUGAGUUGAUUAGCAGAUGCGUUAGUGUGGCAGUAUAAGUUUAAGUUUUCUUAGACAUUGUGGUGUAAAAAACGUGAGCAACACUCCAAUUCGCGCCGUAAAAAUGGGUGGGAUUAAGGGAAGGUUUAUAAUGUAAUCGUUAAAUUAUAUGUUUAUAUUUUGUAUCGUAGCUCGUUUAAUUCUUUAUUAACUAAUAUUAUUUUUAUUUUUGCUUGUUUGUUGUAUCGCUGCAAUGUGAACGGUCUGACGGUUAUGGUUAUCGGCUUGACGCACCAACAGGCGUUAGGCAAAAAAACAGCCGUGGGGUCAGAUGGUGCAGGAAAAUUGCAGUGAAGUGAAGGAAAUUUUUUAUCAAAGUCCCGAUCUCAGUUUAAUAAUUAUUUUUUGUUUAUUGUAGCUCUUCUCUCCCGAUCCUACGAAAAGCUCCUCUCUAUUUCCUUUCACUCCCCCCCUCCCUCCCUCCAUUCCCCAUUGUUAUAAUGCGUAGUAGAUAAACCUUGGAUAAGUGUGUAGAACCUUUAUGAGUUUUCGGUUGAGAUCAACGUAAGGAAUUCAUCCCAUCAUUCUUACUUUUUCACCCACUGUCUUCUAAGAGUCGACACGGAAACUAGACGCUCUGUCAGACAGUUGAAAACAACCAGAAAAAGAUAAUAAUAAGAGGCAGAUAAUUAAAGAACAAACAUUUUUUCACGAACAGAAACUGAUCGUCUUCCAAGAGUGCCUUGGUGUGCCUUACAAUCUGCGUCGAUGCGCUUCGACCUUUCAGGAAAAAACAGCAAAAAAAAAACUUUUCUUCAACCAGUGCGUUCGUUGUACCAAAUGGAUGUGAUCGAGCAAUUUAAUCAUUAGUAGAAAGGUGUUUUAUUAUGUUUGUUUGUUUUAGUAGUUUUUUUUUCUCUUAACUUGUUUUUUUUGUCGCCCACACUUGAGAUUAGUGAAAUUGAUCUAUAAAUUCGCCAUACGAGAGUAGAGACGUGACGUGUGCGCAACGGCAAUACAAACACAGUACUGCACCAAUUAAAUACAGCUGGUUAAUAAUUUUAGCAAACACCAACACUACCUACCUAUAUAGAUGAGCAUGUAUAUUACCGGCCCUCAGUGCAGUUUGAGCUCUCGCGCGUUUCGGUUAAAGUUUUGUCUUUUCUUUUUGCAUAGCAUUAGGGAUUUGCCUCCGUUACAGGCAGGCUUAAGUGUAAGUUACUUUUCAACCAACAUUUCCUUAUUGCAUCCAAGUUUCCGUUUAGUUCCGUUCGGUAGAUUGAUGAGAGCUCUCCUCCAGUGACCUCCCAGCAGCAAGUAGCUUUGUGUGACUUUGUGCGUAAAUUAUGCACUUCAAAAUGCAAAUUAGAGAAGAGAACAAUAUCAUGCAGUUGCGUACACACCGAGAAUCAAUCAUUCAAUGAAACGAAACGAAAAUUUAGUUAAUUAUUUAUCCUUCUACCAAAAUGUUACUAUUGUUUAGGGAUGUACUACAUCGCAUGUAAGGAACGUUAAUCGAAUGGUCCAAUAAAGCAGUGUCUUUUGUAAGGUGUGUAAGAAUAGUGGUGGUGAGUGUUUCGCUCUGUCGAAAAACAUUUCCGUUCAUUUGCACGGAAAACAAGAAAACGCAACAAAAAACACAAAAGUUUUUAAACCAUACCGACCGUUCUAUACUAUCAGUUAAAAACCUAUCCCUCAAUACAUAUGCGAGCAACAAAGCUUACCAAUCACGUGUAAAAUGGAUGAGGAAAUCCGCGAAAAAAAAUGCUACACAGAAAAUAACAAUAAAAAUGUCCUAUAGAAUCUGAAUAUCGAAAA
Molecule: messenger RNA, 4953 nt
Organism: Anopheles stephensi (Asian malaria mosquito)
Lineage: Eukaryota; Metazoa; Arthropoda; Insecta; Diptera; Culicidae
Exons: 2
Coding region: 1039-1497 (152 amino acids)
Source: RefSeq, a predicted model, not a curated record